Molecule: messenger RNA, 3093 nt
Organism: Naegleria lovaniensis
Lineage: Eukaryota; Heterolobosea; Eutetramitea; Acrasida; Naegleriidae
Exons: 3
Coding region: 1-3093 (1030 amino acids)
Biological process (GO): phosphatidylinositol-3-phosphate biosynthetic process; cell migration; phosphatidylinositol-mediated signaling
Cellular component (GO): plasma membrane; phosphatidylinositol 3-kinase complex; cytoplasm
Molecular function (GO): 1-phosphatidylinositol-4-phosphate 3-kinase activity; 1-phosphatidylinositol-3-kinase activity
Source: RefSeq, a predicted model, not a curated record
AUGAGUCCCACCGUUGUUGCGACAAGGAAUGGCAGUCCUCUUCCCUCUUCCGCAGAGAAUGGCAAAUCAACUGCUGCUGCUGCCAUUGAGAAAGAAGACGGAUCGUACGUGAACGGAGAAGGAGAGCAAACUGAACAAGAUCAAGAAUAUGUUGAAGCUGUUAAACGUUUGGAAAAGGUUAAGGUUCCUGCAAGAGAUGAUGAACAUUGGAGAAAGAUUUUGGAGGAAGACGAUGAGACCAGUAAACGUUUAGCCAAUUCUUCGACACAAGAAGAAAUUCGAAAGGAAAUUGAGAUCAUUCUUGGCCCUUCAAAAGAUUGGAGCUCAAAUUCAGAAGAAGUACAAACAUUCCGUGAAACCGUCAAAAAAAUUCAAUACUUUGAAAAGAGUGAACGUAAAAGCGAAGACAGAGAAGCAUUCCUUCCUCCUGUAUUUUUAAGUGUUGAACCAAUCAAUCCCAACGAGUUAAAUAAGAAAAUCCUUAUUAACGUAAACUGUACACUCCAUGGAAAUAAGGCAGCAAAAACUGUAGAAUGUGAUUAUAAUACAUCUGCUGACGAUUUUGCCGAGUUAUUUUUGAACAAAUUGAAUACAGCUCACCAACAAAAAAGAAAGAAGGAGGAUUGGGUUUUUAAAGCAGCAGGUACUGCCGAAUACAUGUAUGGUGACUACAAAAUGGCUCAAUUCGACCACAUUCGAAAAUGUAUGAAGAAGGGUGUUAAACCAACCUUAACACUUUUGGAUAAAGAAACAGUUAAGGCAGAGUUGGACCCCAGAGAUGUGACACUCAAAACAGUGUCAUAUGAUUUUAAACAUGAAAAGGACCCAAAGCUCUAUGUACACGAAGAGAUUUGUUACGGUAAAAGCGACUGGUCAAAAAUGAAACACAUCAGCUUAUGGGAUUUAGUGAAAUGUUGCCGAGUUAAGCUUAUAGGAGUUGACAACUUGGUUGGAAACCAAAUCACACAACCAGAUAAUACCUAUUUAUAUUUUUGCUGUGAGCUUUAUCACGGAGGUACUCCUCUCUCGAGACAAAAAUUCUCAAAAAUGGUUCCCUUUAACCGUUCUCCUCGUUGGAAUCAAACAAUUGUUUUUGACGAAGUAUUAAUCUCAGACAUCCCAAGAGAGACAAAAUUGUGCUUGACUUUAUUUGCAAGAGAUGUGACAACUAAAAACGCCUCUGGAAAAGAUCCCCUCCAUGCUCCACAUCAUGUCAGCUCCAAAGACAUUGCUCUUGGAUACACAAUUAAGCCUCUUAUUAACUUUAAAGGAUUUUUAAAUCAGGGAGAUGUGAUCUCAGCAAUGUGGCCAAAUGAUAGAGCCAAGCCAAUCAGCGUUGUUGCUGAGAACACAGGAUCUGACGAGACGCCAAUAGUUGUCUCUUAUCAAUUUGAUCGAUAUGCUUUACCUGUUGUGUUUCCCCAAGGUAGACCUCCAAAAAAGAUGGCCAAGCGUUUACUUUCAUACGAACAAAAGCUUUCUGAACAUUUCAAAGAAAGUUUUGUCAAUCUUAAUGGAAUUCAACUUGAUCGAAAGCUGAAUGAAAUUAUUUCGAAAGACCCUCUCGAAAUUCUCAAAGAUGAAGAAAAAUAUUUACUUUGGGCAAACAAGGAACGAAUUAUGGACAUACCAAAGGCACUUCCAAAAUUCAUUCUCAGUGUUCCUUGGAAGAUGCCCCAAGCUGUUUUUAUUGCCCAUACUUUGAUACAAAGAUGGAAACCAAUGACACCUGUAGAUGCUUUGGAAUUACUUGAUUAUAACUUUGCUGAUGAAAAAGUUCGACAAUAUGCAGUUGAAAGACUUAAUGAAUUGGGAGAUGUUCAACUGAGCGACUUUUUGUUACAAUUGGUCCAAACCUUAAAAUAUGAACUCUAUCACGACAGCAGUCUUGCAAGAUUUUUAUUACAGAGAGGUCUCAGAUCUACGCACAUUAUUGGUCACAUUCUCUUUUGGCACUUGAAGGCCGAAAUGCAUGUUCCUUAUGCCAAAGAGAGACACGGUCUUCUGUUGGAGGAAUAUUUACUGAACAGUGGUGGUCACAGAAGAGAAUUGUUGAAACAAAGCGGUGUGUUGGAUCAAUUGCUUGAGAUUGCUAUCAAGAUUAAACAUGAAAAGAAGGCCACAGUUACAGAAGCUCUCGUACAACAUUUACAAACACUUAGACAGCCACCAAAAUACAAGCUUCCACUCUCUCCUCGUAUGGAAGUUAUUGGAAUAAUUCCAGAGAAGUGCAGAGUUAUGGAUUCUGCAAAGAGACCUCUAUGGUUAUGUUUCAAGAAUGCAGACGAGACUGGUGAUGACCUUUAUGUCAUGUUUAAGGCUGGAGAUGAUUUACGACAAGAUUUACUCACUCUCCAAGUGUUGAGAGUCAUGGAUCAGCUCUGGAAGAAGGAAGGUUUGGAUCUUCAUAUGCAACCUUAUGGAUGUAUUUGUACAGGUUACAUGACAGGUAUGAUUGAAAUUGUGUUGAACAGUCAAACCAUUGCAAACGUGACAAAGAAACGUGCAGGAGUGGCUGGAGCCUUCAAACAAGAUCCAAUCUACAAAUGGCUCAAGGAACACAACAAUGAUGAGGAGUGGGAUACUGUUGUCAACAACUUUGUGCACUCAUGUGCUGGCUAUUGCUCAGCAACAUAUGUUCUCGGUAUUGGUGACAGACACAAUGAUAACAUUAUGAUUACAAAGAAGGGUGAUUUGUUCCAUAUUGAUUUUGGUCACUUUUUAGGUCACUUUAAAACGUUUGCUGGCCUCAAACGUGAAACAACACCUUUUGUUUUCACUCCAAUGUAUGCCUAUGUCAUGGGUGGUGAGAAUAGUGAAAUGUAUGAAAAGUUCAGUGAUUUGGGAUGCAGAGCUUAUAACAUUCUGCGUAAAUAUGGACACAUGAUCAUGACUUUGUUCACCUUAAUGUUGGGUACAGGUAUUCCAGAAUUGUCAAGCAUUGACGAUGUUUUAUGGCUGAGAAAAUGUUUAAUUUUGAAUGUUACGAAUGAAGAAGCCGAUAAUGCGUUCCGUGAAAAGAUUAAGGAAAGUUUGGGCAAUAUUCGAGCCAGAAUUAAUGACGGUGUUCACAUUUUGGCUCACAGAAAAUAA